Messenger RNA from Armigeres subalbatus, 1260 nucleotides. Its product is annotated as transcription initiation factor TFIID subunit 8-like. Gene Ontology annotation, biological process: transcription initiation at RNA polymerase II promoter. The record is from RefSeq and is a predicted model, not a curated record. Gene Ontology annotation, cellular component: transcription factor TFIID complex. Lineage: Eukaryota; Metazoa; Arthropoda; Insecta; Diptera; Culicidae. Gene Ontology annotation, molecular function: protein heterodimerization activity. The transcript has 3 exons. Bases 159 to 1172 code for a protein of 337 amino acids.
GGGAGCGGUCCUAGUUGUUGAGGAAUUUGCAGGAAAAGACAUUGUUUACGUUUGCGACAUUCGCCCUUAUGAAACAACUGUGUCGAAUUGCUUGUCCGCUUCAUGAGUUUUUGAUUUUUUUUGAAUAGUUUAAGAAUAUUAUAAAUCUUUUUACACAAAUGGCUGAAGUAAAUGCCACACAAACAGCCCGAAGAAAGUACCUUUCGAUGGCGGUUUCAUCGGAAUUGCUGGAGCAUGAUUUUGAGAGUGCCGACAAGGAGUGCGUCGAAUCCCUCACGGAAAUGAUGCAGUGCUUUAUUGUCGAGUUGGGACAAACGGCGCGAAACUACUGCGAGUUGGCCGGUCGGACUCAGCCGGUCAUCGGCGACGUCGUGAUCGGUCUCAUCAAUAUGGGCAUUUCCGUCCGAGGGCUGGAGAGUUACGGCAAACGUGAAGGACGACAUUUAUUACCUCAGCCGCAGCAAGCUCAAACGCAGAAGCAGCUUAGCAUCCUUCAGGCUGGCCAGAAGCAUAAACAUCCAUCGCAUAUCCCGAGCUACCUACCAACACUUCCGGACCCCCAUGCUUACAUUCGAACACCGACCUACAAACAACCAGUAACGGAGUAUGAAGCCAUUCGUGAAAAAGCUGCCACCCAAAAACGAGAUAUCGAGAAAGCCCUCACCAAGUUCCUGGCCAAGACCAGCGAUGUGCACAGUUUGUUCGACAACGAAGACAGCCCAAUGUUUCCAUUAAUUGCGUGUAAACCCUCAUUUCCGCCUUACCUGCAAGCUCUGAACCCGACGGACCAGAUAUUCGAUUUCGAAGAGCUGGAAUAUUACUACCAGGUGGCCAACAGAAAGGAGGACCCUGCGGAAACAAAAGAAGGUGACGACGACGACGAUGACGAUGAUGGGGAUGGUGGCGUUGGCAGUGCCAAAAAAGAGGGCGACAACACAGACGGUGAGACGGCUUCGCCCGUCAAAGGCGAAGGUAGUAACGGCGGUGGAAAUGGGGCGGCAGCCGAGGGAAAAAUGGGACCACCGACGGUUACGGUGUCGACUGCGAGCGGAACGAUCACAACGGCCCAGAUCAAUCUGACCAACAAUAGUCCGACCAUUGAUAAUCCCUACCUAAGGGCGGCGACCAUUCCAAGAAAGGUGAAAAGUGAAUCGGGAUCAGGAAUGUUUUGAUUGAUUUAGACUAAAAGCCUAACAGUAUAUAAGGAAUAUUUGUAAUAGUUUGCUAAGUUAAUUAAAGCUAAGUAAUUUUAUCUACAAA